Molecule: messenger RNA, 4906 nt
Organism: Fukomys damarensis (Damara mole-rat)
Lineage: Eukaryota; Metazoa; Chordata; Mammalia; Rodentia; Bathyergidae
Gene: Garre1
Product: granule associated Rac and RHOG effector 1
Exons: 16
Coding region: 1179-4388 (1069 amino acids)
Biological process (GO): Rac protein signal transduction
Molecular function (GO): CCR4-NOT complex binding
Source: RefSeq, a predicted model, not a curated record
CGGUUUGAAAAUAGCUCGUUCCCGCUCUUUAUCCCCAUUAUAAAAAGCAAUUCAUCCUUUUUCUUGUGAAGCCGUCAAGACGGUAGGGAAAACCUAAGGGAAAAAAUGACAGUCAUCCACCAUUCUAUGGUGAUACCAGUAAAUACAGAUGUAUGUUGUCAUUUUUAUGGACUUCAUAGUAUACCAUCGUAUAUCAUAAUCUAACCAAGCCCUAAUACGAACAUUUAAUUUGUUUCCAGUUUGUCACACGAUAAGCAGUUAUGCAAAUGGGGUCAAAGCCUUUCUUGUAUUUGCUUUGGGCACCAUGUGACUAAAUCUGUCCAAAGGGCUGUGAAAGGAAGUGAUGUGUGUCACUUCCACUGGAUUACUAAAUGGGACCUUGUGCUUGCAAGGCAGGCGGCACCACUGAGGAAAUGAUUUAGAGGCCUUAUGAAUACAUCCGUGCAUUCUUGCUUCAGACUUUGCAAUUGAAGGCCAACCCAGUCUGGAAGCAUCUCUUAUUAAUGUUACAAGGAAACCGCUACCUCAGCAAACGAAAGGAAGACUUAUAAUAACGAAUGCCAUUUUUAAAGAAAACUUGUUUUCAGAAAACAUUACAGGAAAUUUGGAAAUUUUUAGCCUUGAGGAGAAUCUUUAUAGGCAGUUAUUUGACAGGCAGGCUCUGUCAAAGUUCUGCAGAGAUUUGAUCUCCCUUCUUAAGGACUUUAUGCGGAAUAACCCUGUAUUGCUUUUUAAAUUGCUGUUGAUCAGCUUGUGGGUUUUUGGGUUCUAACUUUUUUGCUGUAUUAAAGAUACAUUAUAUUACAUUUUUAAAAGUUAUUUUUCUGCCAUUGUAAAUACUUGUAUCAAAAUAUUCUUGCAGAGCAAUUAUAAGUAAACAUUUUUCUCAACAAGCGUAUCUUUUUAUUAAGAGAGUGGAAUGCUAAACAGUUCUUAUACAGCAUUUUGGACACACUUUCAUUUUUUGUCAGAGGUCCUGUCUACACUGAAAAUAUUAAUUAUAUAACCCUAUUGUUGCCCUCACCUCAAUGUUUGAUCACAUGGUCGUCUGCCUCAUGGAAAUGCCUUUUUUAAAACUUAGAUUUGCAGAACUCCACUAUUUUUAUACCUAGCUAGAGUUUUGGAAAAAAAGAAUCAGAACUCUGACCUUUUCACAGUCCCUGGGACAGAUCCCCCGCAUGUAUUGCUGUAGUGCCCAGGACAGUAAAAUGGACUACAAGCGGCGCUUCCUGCUUGGCGGGUCCAAGCAGAAGGUGCAGCAGCACCAGCAGUACCCAAUGCCUGAGCUGGGCCGAGCACUGAGUGCUCCCCUGGCAUCUACGGCCACCUCUGCCCCGCUGGGCAGUCUGACUGCUGCAGGCAGCUGCCACCAUACCAUGCCCCACUCUACUCCCAUUGCUGACAUCCAGCAAGGCAUCUCUAAGUACCUGGACGCCCUCAACGUCUUCUGCCGUGCCAGUACUCUGCUCACAGAUCUUUUCAGCACCGUGUUCAGGAAUUCUCACUAUUCGAAGGCGGCUGUGCAGCUCAAAGAUGUGCAAGAGCAUGUCAUGGAAACAGCCAGUCGGCUGACCUCAGCCAUAAAGCCGGAGAUUGCCAAGAUGCUGAUGGAACUUAGUGCUGGGGCAGCAAACUUUAUAGAUCAGAAGGAAUUCAGUCUCCAGGACAUUGAGGUAUUAGGGCGAUGCUUCUUGACAGUGGUGCAAGUCCAUUUCCAGUUUUUGACUCACGCAUUACAGAAAGUCCAGCCGGUGGCUCACUCUUGCUUUGCUGAGGUGGUUGUACCAGAGAAAAAGAACAGCGGUGGUGGUGGCUUAUCUGGCAUGGGUCACACACCCGAACUAGAGGAAGCUGUGCGUUCCUGGCGGGGGGCUGCUGAGGCAACAUCUAGAUUAAGAGAAAGAGGCUGUGAUGGCUGCCUGGCAGGAAUUGAAGUUCAACAGCUCUUCUGUUCUCAAAGUGCAGCAAUUCCUGAGCACCAGCUAAAAGAACUGAACAUAAAAAUCGACACUGCUUUGCAAGCAUAUAAGAUAGCUCUGGAAAGUUUAGGCCACUGUGAAUAUGCAAUGAAGGCUGGCUUCCACCUGAAUCCAAAGGCAAUUGAAGCAAGUUUGCAGGGCUGCUGCAGUGAGGCGGAAGCCCAGCAGACUGGGCGGAGACAGACACCCCCGCAGCCCAUGCAGUGUGAGCUUCCCACGGUCCCUGUGCAGAUAGGAUCGCACUUCCUGAAGGGUGUCUCCUUUAACGAGUCCGCCGCCGACAAUCUGAAACUUAAGACGCAUACAAUGUUACAACUGAUCAAGGAAGCAGGCUGUUACAAUGGAAUCACACCCAGGGAUGAUUUUCCUGUGACAGAAGUACUGAACCAAGUAUGCCCAUCCACAUGGCGGGGUGCCUGCAAGACUGCUGUGCAGCUGCUCUUUGGCCAGGCUGGACUGGUGGUGGUUGACACAGCACAGAUUGAAAAUAAAGAAGCCUACGCCCCCCAAAUCAGUUUAGAAGGCUCCAGAAUCGUGGUUCAAGUCCCAUCCACAUGGUGCCUGAAAGAAGACCCUGCCACCAUGUCGCUCCUGCAGAGAAGCCUGGAUCCUGAGAAGACUCUGGGUCUGGUAGAUGUGCUCUACACAGCUGUACUGGACCUAAACCGCUGGAGAGCAGGGAGGGAACAAGCUUUACCUUGCAUACAGAUCCAGCUUCAAAGGGAGAUCUGUGACUUUGGGAAUCAGGCUGACCUGCCUUCUGGAAAUGGAAAUAAAUCUUCAGGUGGCCUCCAGAAGACAUUCUCCAAACUGACAUCCCGGUUCACCAAGAAAGCAUCAUGUACCAGCUCUAGCAGCAGCACAAAUUAUUCUAUCCCAAAUACCCCUUCCAAAAAUGUCUUCAUAGCUGGGUGUUCAGAAGAAAAGGCCAAAAUGCCCGGUAAUAUCGACACCCGGUUACAAAGCAUUUUGAACAUUGGUAAUUUCCCUAGGACUACAGAUCCUUCACAGUCGGCUCAGAAUUCAAGCAAUCUAAUGGCCAAUGGUUUUCUCCUGGAGCGGUGUGAGACCUUCCUGCAUGGGGAUGAUGGCAAGGAUGAGAAGGGUAUGAACUUACCGACUGAUCAGGAAAUGCAGGAGGUGAUAGAUUUUCUCUCAGGUUUUAACAUGGGCCAGUCGCAUCAGGGCUCCCCAUUGGUGACAAGGCGUAAUUCUGCUGCCACAGCCAUGGUGACUGAGCAGAAGGCAGGAGCUAUGCAGCCACAGCAGCCAUCACUGCCAGUGCCCCCUCCACCACGACCAACACAGACUGGGGUACACACACCUCUGACACCCCAGGCGGGUCUUGCACCUCAGCAACAGUCCCCAAAGCAACAGCAUCCCCAGGUCCAAUACUACCAACACCUAUUGCAACCCAUUGGGCCACAGCAGCCCCCAUCUCAGCCUCGUGCACCUGGAAAAUGGGUGCAUGGCUCAGCCACACAGCCAGCACAGCCCAUGGGAGCAAGUCUGUCUCCUCUUGCUCAGUGGCCUGGCAUAUCUGAUCUCAGUUCUGACUUGUACAGCUUGGGUCUAGUGAGCAGCUAUAUGGAUAAUGUGAUGUCGGAGGUUUUGGGACAGAAGCCACAGGGACCUAGAAAUAACACCUGGCCAAAUCGAGACCAAGGCGAUGGAGUCUUUGGAAUGUUGGGAGAGAUUCUACCUUUUGAUCCUGCAGUGGGCUCAGACCCAGAAUUUGUACGCUACGUGGCGGGUGUGAGCCAGGCAAUGCAGCAGAAGCGGCAAACCCAGCACAGUCGCCGCCCAGCCAACCCCCGGGGCAACUGGCCACCCAUGGAUGAUGCCCACCGGACCUGGCCUUUCCCAGAGUUCUUCACAGAAGGGGACAGCCUGCAUGGCGGCUGGUCAGGCGCUCAGGGAGACUCAGCCACCUCCAGUGAUGAGACAUCUUCAGCCAAUGGGGACAGCUUGUUCUCCAUGUUUUCCGGGCCUGACCUCGUUGCUGCUGUCAAGCAGAGAAGGAAACACAGCAGUGGAGAGCAAGACACCAGCACACUGCCUUCUCCACCUCUACUUACUACAGUGGAGGACAUGAACCAGGAUAACAAAACCAAAACAUGGCCACCCAAAGCACCCUGGCAGCACCCUUCUCCGCUCCCCAGCACACUGCCCAGCCCAAGUGCACCACUCUAUGCAGUCACCAGCCUGGGCAGCCAGUGGAACGACACCAUGCAGAUGCUGCAGUCCCCUGUGUGGGCUGCAACCAACGACUGCAAUGCCACCUCCUUCACCUACAUGCAGACUCCGCCGCAGCCCCCACCCCCACCAGCACACAAGGCGGCACCCAAGGGCUUCAAGGCCUUCCCUGGGAAGGCUGAGCGCAGGCCGGCCUACUUGCCCCAGUACUGAUGCAGAGCCAGCCUGCCUGCCUGCCUGCCCAGAGCUGUUGGGGCCAGUGUCCCCACCCUAGGGCCGACUAGCUAUACCAGCCCGCAGAGGACCAGUGCACCCCGUCCCAAGGAGGGUUCCUUGGCAACAGGGGUAUUGGCAGCUCCGAGCCUUUAUAGCCUGGUUUCUCAAACUUUGAAGGCAGCAGACCCCUGGAGAAUCAGCUGAAGAUGGAGAUUUCUGAUAUUCAGGGGAAUGCUGGAUAACUAAGUAUGUUUAACUAAGCACCUCAGGUGAUUCUGAUACAGGUGGCUAGAAGCUACACUUUGAGAAAUACAGUUCUAAGGCUGCUAAUCCUGUUGUGUUUUGGGAAGGUGUCAGGCCCCAAAGGCUGAGAGCAAAACUGACCAUUCUUUUAAAAGCUUCUCCUUUUCCCUCCUUAACACAUUGAGUGGUGACCACACCAAUCACGGAUUUCAUAGCUAUUGUUUAUAUAAGUUUUUAGUUAAGACAUCUGCCUAAAAUGCAUUUAAUAUUUU